AUGAAAUAUUUAGGACAUAUCGUUACUCAAGAUGGCAUUAAACCUGAUCCAACAUUGACGAAAGCGGUUACUGAUUUUCCACAGCCAAAGACAAUCAAAGACGUACAAUCAUUUCUGGGGUUGACUGGUUAUUACCGGCGAUUUAUUGAAGAUUAUUCGAAGGUAGCCGAACCUCUCAUAAAACAGUUACGACAAUUGAAAGAGAGAAACUAUCAUCUGAAUUGGAAUCCAGAAUGUACGACAGCGUUUGAAACCUUAAAGAGUAAACUAAUCAAUGCUCCAAUCAUGAAGACACCGAACUUUAAUGAACCGUUCAUAUUGGAGCUGGAUGCAUGCGAAUAUGGAUUGGGUGCCGUACUAGCACAAGAGUACGACAAAAAGAAAUUUGUUAUCGCAUAUGCAAGUCGAACAUUAUCACCAACUGAACGGAAUUAUAGUGCAACAGAACGCGAAGCACUUGCAAUUGUAUGGGCAACACAACAUUUUCGGCCCUAUUUAGAGGGGACGAAAGUACUUAUUAGAUCUGAUUGCAAGGCUUUACAAUGGUUAAAGAAUGCAAAGGACGUUAGUGGAAGAUGGGCUCGAUGGGCUAUGAAGCUAUCAGCUCUUCAAAUAGAAAGCAUUCAAUAUCGCCCAGGAGCAGCAAAUGCUAAUGCAGAUUCUUUGUCACGAAAUCCGGUUACAACCUGUAUAAUGGAGUCCAUUGGACAAAUAAACCCAAAAGACAACGAAAGUGAGGAAAGAAUGAUACGUGCAAAUACCAACACCAGUAAUUCCUUAAAUUCGUACGAAAUCUCAACGAUCGAAACAAUAAUUAACUUAUGGGAAAACACGAAUAUUUUAGAAGAUAUAAAGAAAGAACAGCAAGCAGAUUCAAAAUUAAUUCCAAUUAUUCAACAAUUAAAAACAAUGACUCCUGAUCUAGUUAAUGAUAAAAGACAACCAUUUGUUUUGAUAAAUGAUAUAUUAUACAAGAUAAAGAACUCAAGCCGACACUAUAACCAACGUGCCUUAGGUAAUAAGCAUCUUUUGGUCAUCCAAAAAGUUAUGCAGCACAAGUUAUUACAAUGGGCGCAUGAGCAUCCAACCGCAGGUCAUGCAGGUCAACAGAAAACUUUAUUUCGUCUAUCAACUCGAGUAUAUUGGACAUCAAUGCGGAAGGACAUAUAUAAUUUUGUAGCCGCUUGCCAAGAAUGUCAACGAUUCAAAUUGGGGGACAACGUCAAUCUGGGAGCUAUAAAUGCUGAUAGGCUGAAAGUGUACUUCGAGCCAUUGCAGACUACAUCAUUAGACAAUACAAAUAAUUCUGGUUCUCAAUCCGACAGUGUAAUCAGAGCUGAUGCACAACUAGAUAUUGCAGACGAUGCUGGUACGCAAACAGAUAAUGCAAGUGAGGAUGAUGCACAACCAGAUAUUACAGACGAUGCUGCUACGCAAACAGAUAAUGCAAGUGAGGAGGAUGCACAAUCAGAUAUUGCAAUGCCACAACCUACCAAUUUAGAAACGAGUAUGGAAACAGACAUAAUCAAUGAAGAUUCCGAUGCAGCAACGUCGAUACCACCAUCAUCGGCAGCCCCAGCAUUUCAUGGAAAGCAUUCGGAAAGUCCGACACAAUUUUUGAUCCGAGUUCAAGAAUAUGCUGAAUCAGUACACGCGUGGGAUCGUCCCACAUUACUUAACGGUAUCUCACAAUUUUUACGAGACUCAGCUUUAGAAUGGUAUUGUCAAUUACGGAUGUCGCAUCGCCGACCACAAACAUGGACUGAAUUUACGGACGUCUUUCUGGCACAAUUUAAUUCACCAGUUCGGAAAGCAAAACAAGAACAAGAAUGGCAUGAGUGUAAGCAAAAAGAAGAUGAAACUAUAAAUGAAUUUCUAGUUCGCCUUCGUGCUCUUUGGAGGGAGCAAAAACCGAAAGAAACUGAGGCUGAUCUGGUCAAACACCUAUUCUGUCGGAUGCGAAACGAUUUAUUAAAUAUGAUAGGAACACCUCGUAAUGUUUCUUUAGACGAGUUAAUGGCCGAAGUUCAACAAAUAGAAGAGAUUUUGUAUCGACGAGCCAAAAAUCAACGCCUAUCAAAUCAAGUUAAACAAUCAUCACUUGUAGAUGUCGAACGAUCAACUAGAAAGCAUUACAGUAAUGAUUAUUCGCGACGAAUAACUUCCCGUCCGAAUCAAGAACACACGCGACAAAAUUACUUCAAGGAUACAGAAGCCUACCAACUGAACGAAGUAACCCCUAAUAGGUACCCAAAUAACUCAAAUUAUACCACUGAAGAAUUAACGUCACCACAACAGUUCCAUCCUGAAGGAUGCUAUAGAUGUGGAAGAGAUGGACACUGGGCAAGGGAUUGCCCAACAAGAUAUGGAAUGUAUCGGCAAGAACGAAGCAAACCAAAUCCAAAAAACGACAUUGGAGCACUGGACGAACGGACCAGACGCGCUCCUAUGUAA
Rotaria sp. Silwood2 is the source of this 2454-nucleotide messenger RNA. NCBI's taxonomy places the organism in Eukaryota, Metazoa, Rotifera, Eurotatoria, Philodinida, Philodinidae. The record is from the annotation of a GenBank genome assembly.